AGAGAAGAGACAGUAAGGAGAGGAGAAGAGAGGUAGUGGAGACAGAGAUCUGGGGAUAGAAUAGAAUAAGAGAGACUUCCAGGUGACAGACAAGAAAGGAGGAAGAGAGAGACAAAGAGAGGAGGUGGUGGGAAGAGUCAGGGGAGGAAUAGAAGGAAAUCACAGAGAGAAGAAGGAGUGAAGAUCUGGAGAGAGCGGGCACUGGGGAGGGUGGAGGAGAAGAGGGGCAGAUGGCAUGAAGCGGGCAUGCCCAGGGGUAACUGAGGGCACAGGCUGCUUGUUAAAACACCAAGGAAAGUGCAAAGCAGGAGGUGUGAGGGCAGAGACAGCAGACACAGAGGGAAGGCUGACGGAGGGAGGGGAGGAGGGGGAGGAGGUCUCUUUUCACAAAGCCCCUCCAACCGCAGAGGGAGAAGGAAAGGAGAGAGCAGCGAUGGGGACAAAGAGAGGAAGAGAGUGAUGGAGAGAACAGCACAAUGGCCACGUAAGACGAGCCCGGGGCCAGGAACCCAGCCAUGGGGGAGACGCACUUGAGCAUCACGUAGAAGAGACCGCUGGGGAGCCUGAGACUGAAGCGACGGACCCUGCCACUGCGUGCCGGACGGCCGGACCCUGGAGGGAUCUCACAAGAAGACAGCCGGAUGAAACGUUGCCGCUUGAGGAUGAGUGUGAGACGGCAGGAGAGGCAGAGAGACAGCCAACAUCGCCUUUGCACAAGAAAGAGACUGCUGGCGGCUGGACCGUAGGGUGACAGCUCCAUGCAUGGUCCCCAUCUCAGGACACCUCCCACCGAUGUGACUCACCCCACCCUAGGACCAACGAUAAGGCUCUGUACAUGGAAUUGGCUUCGUAAUACGGAUUUGUGAAGAACAAUCACACCUGGACAUACAAUCCGUAUCUCCUCCUGGGGACAUGACCGCCACUAUGCAAACCCUUCCCUUCAAGCAGUUUGCUCCGGAGGAUUGGCCACCACAAUGCGAGCAGGAGAUCGAGAGGAGGUACCAGGUGGUGCCCUCUGUGGUCUGUGCCAUGUGCUGCCUUUUCGGGAUCAUCUACUGCUUCUUUGGUUACCGCUGCUUUAAGGCUGUCAUGUUCUUGACAGGUCUGAUGUUUGGCUCGGUGGUCAUCUUCAUGCUCUGCUAUAAGGAACGGGUUCUGGACACGCAGCUGAGCGUGGAAGCCAGCGUUGGCAUUGGCCUGGGCAUCGGUGUCCUUUGUGGACUGGUAACCAUGCUGGUGAGGAGCGUUGGACUGUUCAUGGUGGGCUUGCUGCUAGGGCUGCUGCUUGCCAUAGCAGGGCUAAUCGUCAUGGAACAGUUCUACCACCCGCGCACCGUCUGGGUUCCGGUGGCGCUUCUGCUCGGGAUUGGGAUGCUGUUUGCCGUGUUGACCUUACAGUGGCAGCGCUUCUUCACCACACUCUCCACUGCCGUCUUUGGCAGUGCCAUCAUGACUGUGACUGUGGAUUACUUCAUUGAGCUCUUUCUUCUAGUGCAGUACGUGUACCAGCGCAUGAAGGUUGACCCUCCACAGCCCGUCUGCUGGUAUAGCUGGGUCAUCCUCGGGAUCUGGCCUGUGCUCAGCUUACUGGGGGUACUCGUCCAGUGGAAAGUCACGGCAGAGGGAUACUCACACACAGAAGUUAUCAUUAGUCGGCAGCAACGUCGGGUCCAGCUCAUGAAAAUAAAACAGAGAGAGGAGCGCAAGGAGAAAAAGAAGAGGAAGAAGAAGCCCCACCACCAUCAUCCUCAUCCUCAGCACAAAACACCACAUCCACCCGAGCCUGCCUUCCGGAGGAAGCCCACCCCUAUCCGCCGAUUUGAUGGCGAUGUCAUUUCCCCAAGCUACAUUCAGAGUUUCAGAGACCAGCAGUCGGGUUCUUCCCGAGGCCGGAUCACUGGAGCUCACACGGUGGUGGACCUGGACUAUGACUGUGGAUCCCGCGUGCCGCUGACAGCGGGAGCGGCGUCGGCUGUCCGGGUAUAACACAGAAUGAAGAAAGCGGGGAGGAAUGGUAGGAAGAAAAACAAAUAUUGGGGUCAGUCCGACACUCAGGCAUUGCGCUGUAAGAACUCCAUCAGGGAGAUCCAUCACCCAUCGCAACAUUCCAACAACUGUGCCGGCACAACGAGGAGCAUCAGGGCCCUCCAUAAACUGCGUCCACUCUGCAUUGACUCCCACCUACCUCUCUACAGUCACUCAUCACAUAGCCAUUCCUACCUACCUCCCUGCACUGCUACUUCAAGACCUCUCCCUAUGUGGGCCUUCUCCAAACCCUUCUGUCUUCGAGACUGAAUCCACUGGAUGACCGAGCCAGGCAGUACGCUUUUGUGCCUACACCCCCCCCCCCCCAUCGAGUUUCGUCUCCAAGCUUCUGCUUUCCUGAGCCUAUUACAAUGUCAUCUGCUGGCCAAGUAUAGUAACUCCGGGGCAUGUUUUUUAUUUCAGUGUACAAACACAGACUUGUGUACAUGGUGUAUAUUCUGCAGAAAACGAUCAAAGUUAUAAGAAGACUCAUAACUUGAAGGAUCCAACAGGAGAGACGAAAAAAAAAAAAACUUCAUUUCAGGAAAAAAAAGCCACAAGACUGAUUUGGUCGGUUGUAUUAGACUUUUCUGGAACUUUUCAAUGGGUGAUUUUUAAAUUAUUGUUAUGGGUGGGGGAGGGUGGCAGAACGUGGCGUUUUUCAGGUGCGUGUUGCCGUGUGGUUGUUGGUGAGGGGACAUCACCAAAAA
Messenger RNA from Rana temporaria (common frog), 2735 nucleotides. It is a transcript of the gene TMEM198, whose product is annotated as transmembrane protein 198. The record is from RefSeq and is a predicted model, not a curated record. Lineage: Eukaryota; Metazoa; Chordata; Amphibia; Anura; Ranidae. The coding region runs from base 913 to 1986 and encodes 357 amino acids. The transcript has 5 exons. Gene Ontology annotation, cellular component: plasma membrane; cytoplasmic vesicle. Gene Ontology annotation, biological process: positive regulation of canonical Wnt signaling pathway.